Alosa alosa (allis shad) is the source of this 1165-nucleotide messenger RNA. Its product is annotated as claudin-3. The transcript is spliced from 2 exons. The coding region runs from base 422 to 1165 and encodes 247 amino acids. Gene Ontology annotation, molecular function: structural molecule activity. Gene Ontology annotation, biological process: cell adhesion; bicellular tight junction assembly. Gene Ontology annotation, cellular component: bicellular tight junction; plasma membrane. NCBI's taxonomy places the organism in Eukaryota, Metazoa, Chordata, Actinopteri, Clupeiformes, Clupeidae. The record is from RefSeq and is a predicted model, not a curated record.
UGUGUGUGUGUGAGAGAAAGAGACAGAGUGAGAGAGACAGAGAGAGACAGAGAGAAAGACACCAACCAGCCAACCAGCCUGAAUGUAGAGUUUCAUCCUCUCUCUCAUGGACUUGGAUGUUCCUCGGAUUGACCUGUGUGUGAGUGUGUGUUUGUGUUUCUGUUGAAGGGCUCUACAGAGUCUGAGUAAGAGUGUGUGUGUGUGUGUGUGUGUGCGUGUGUUUGAGUGUGUGUGGCAUUGAGUGCGUAUGUGUUUCACCUGAGCAGCUGCAAAGGGUCUGUGACGCUUUCGAGCAUUCGUGUGAGGGCACUUCGUGUGUGUGUGUGUGUGUGUGUGUGUGUGUGUGUGUGUGUGCGUGUGUGUGUGUCCUCUGAUAGCCCAACUUUUCAGUGUGUGUGUGUGUGUCGGAGUGUGUGUCAGCAUGUCUGCGGGUCUGGAGCUGCUGGGCAUCGUGCUGUGCGUCCUGGGGUGGCUGCUGGCCAUCGUGGCCUGCGCCCUGCCCAUGUGGCGCGUGACGGCGUUCAUCGGCAGCAACAUCGUGACGGCGCAGAUCAUCUGGGACGGCCUGUGGAUGAGCUGCGUGGUCCAGAGCACGGGUCAGAUGCAGUGCAAGGUCUACGACUCCAUGCUGGCGCUGUCGCAGGACCUGCAGGCGGCGCGUGCCCUGACCGUCAUCUCCGUCCUGCUGACCGUCCUCGCCGUGCUGGUGUCCAUCGGCGGCGCCAAGUGCACCAACUGCAUCGAGGACGAGGCAUCCAAGUCGCGCGUGAUGAUCGCCGCCGGCGUGCUUUUCAUCGUGUCCGGCGUCAUGCAGCUGGUGCCCGUGUCCUGGUCGGCCAACACCAUCAUCCGGGACUUCUACAACCCGCUGCUGACCGAUGCCCAGCGGCGGGAGCUGGGGGCCGCCCUCUACAUCGGCUGGGCGGCAGCCGCGCUGCUGCUGAUGGGGGGGUCGCUGCUCUGCUGCUCCUGCCCCCCCCAGGAGAAGAAGUACAACCCGUCCCGCAUGGCGUACUCGGCCCCGCGCUCCGCUCCUGGGGGACCCGCUCACGACCCGCCAGGGACCCCUACGUGUGAGCGUGGCAGGAGGCGAGGCGGGGAAAAACAGGGGAAAAACAAACUCUACACUCUCCACAUGCUCAAGGUGGACAAGGAGUGCUUAUGA